Molecule: messenger RNA, 4057 nt
Organism: Helicoverpa zea (corn earworm)
Lineage: Eukaryota; Metazoa; Arthropoda; Insecta; Lepidoptera; Noctuidae
Exons: 2
Coding region: 1-1404 (467 amino acids)
Cellular component (GO): nucleus
Molecular function (GO): DNA binding
Source: RefSeq, a predicted model, not a curated record
AUGGAUAGACAUCCUUACGAGCCACAGGAUAUCUACAAUGUCGACGAAACAGGCGUCACUACGGUCCAAAAACCUGAUAAAGUCAUUGCAAGACGUGGUACGCGGCAAGUGGGAGCCGUUACUUCUGCUGAACGGGGCACGUUAGUUACGGUAGCUUUUGCAGUGAACGCCUUGGGAAAUACCAUGCCUCCGUUUUUUAUUUUCCCUCGUGUUCGUUACCACGACCACUUUGUGAGGGACGGACCAGUUGGAUCUGUUGGAGCUGCAAACCCUUCCGGCUGGAUGCAAGAUCUAUCCUUCUUAGAAUUUCUUAAACAUUUUAAGAAAUUUUGUAAUGCUUCACUAACUCACAAAGUGUUACUCGUGCUUGAUAAUCAUUCAUCGCACAUUCACAUUAAUACCUUAGAUUAUUGUAAAGAAAACGGGAUCACUUUACUUUCAUUUCCCCCACAUUGCUCUCACAAGCUUCAGCCUCUCGACCGGUCUGUCUUCGGACCUUUAAAAAAAGCUAUUAACACUGCUUGCGAUGGAUGGAUGCGAAGCCACCCUGGUAAAACGAUGACAAUAUAUGAUAUACCAGGUAUCAUCAAAAUUGCUAUGCCUCUGGCUCUUACACAGGCGAACAUACAGGCUGGUUUUAUGAAAACUGGGAUCUAUCCAUACAACCGUAAUCUGUUCGGAGAUAUUGACUUUGCACCCUCUUUCGUAACCGACAGACCAAACCCUGAUACUGAAGACAAUAUUCCUGCAGUACCGUCACCUGGAAGAACUAGACCAAAUCCUGACACUGAAAAUAAUGCUUCUGCAAUACCAUCUCACACAACAAGCAGAACAGACACUGAAGAUAUUUCUCCUGCAGCACCAUCACCUGUAAUAAGCAGACCAAUCCCUGACAAUCAAGAGGAUGCUCCCAUAGCACCAUUUUUAGUAAAUAUUGCCAACCUUGACUGUAUUCAAGAAGAAAAUUUUGUUACUGAGAAUUUUGGACCUAAUAAUAAAAGUCCACCACUUUCACCUUCUAUAUUAGACAAUACACCAAGCCAAAAUUUUAGCAAUGUUCAACCAUCUACUUCUGCCAUACCAUCAGUUUUUUCUCCUGAAAUUGUUCGGCCCUUUCCAAAAGCUUCCCAAAGAAAAACGCGAGGACCUAGAACCAAGAAGUCUACGAUUUACACGGACACGCCUGAAAAAGAGGCAGUCAGGCAAGAAUAUGAAGCAAAAGAAAAACGACUGAAGGCAAAGGGCAUCAAAAAAAAUCUCAAUGAGCCGAAAGGAAAAGGAAAAGGUAAAGCAACGAAAAGGAAACAAUCACCGUCAAUAUCAGAUGAAGAAGAAUAUUUUUGUUUGGUGUGCCUUGAAAUUAAAAUGUUCAAAGAUUUUAUUUCUUUUGUUAGGAAAGUAUAAUUUAGUUGAUUAUUAUAUAAAAAUAAAUAAAUAUUUUUUGCAAUUAAAGUGUUUUAUUGGCAUUUUAGAGUAUUUUUAUCUUAUUUUGUGAUCAUAUUACAGUAUUUUCAUCGUGUCACUAUUGACCCCCAGUACUGUCACAACCGCGGGGGUGGGUAGUACCUUUUUUUUUAAAUUUCAUUUUAUGUACUAACCAUUUGAUUUAGGCCCAUAGCACACGGCGUUUUUUAAAUGCGCUGAUAACGCGCGUUUCAGGAACGCGCUUCUUCGGCGCUGUAAACGCUAAUUGUUGCGUUUGCAUUGAUAAUAGAAACGCGCGCAUGAAGCGCGUAUACGCGCAUUUGAAGCGGUACAAACGCGCGUACAAAGGAGCGGAGUAGGGCAGAGGGGGUGGGGGUCCACCACUGCGCCCGCGCCUCAGUUGCAAUAAUGGUUUAUUGUGUGCUGCGCGUGUAUCUCGUUUAAAAUGGAACCCUUCGACACCGACCGCUUUAUAACAGAAAUAAACAAUCGUCCAGCUACAUGGAAUUCACUACUGCCCGAAUAUUCAAACAAAGUGUUAAAAAGAAAUGCUUGGGAUGAAUUGUGCCAAAUUUUUUAUAACAAUUUUAAUGAAAAAACCAGUAAGGAAAAAAACCUGGCAGGUAAGAUUUCUUAUAUUUAUUUAAAAAUAAUUUAUUAUAGUUUAUAGUGCGACGGUACAUAGAACAGUAAAACAGUAGAACAUGUAAUUAGGUAGGUACCAGUGGCGUAGCCUCCAUACAACACGAUUCCCAUCGGCUUCCCUUGGCAGAUUCUAAUAGGUAUAUGUAUUUUUUUUAUAUUUACAACAAUAGCUUCACUGAGCCCUAGUCUUACAAAAAUCUAUUCGACUAAUCUACGUAAUUAUCGCAAACAAUAUAAUUACAUUACACCAGGGUGACCAUUUGUGGCAGGUUCCUGCCAUUUUGUACAGAUUAAUUAAGGACAAAAAAACCCUGGCAGUUGGCAGAAUUUAUUUAAUUAAUUUACUGAGAGUCUCAGUAAAUUAAUUAUAUAAAUUAUUAAUCUAUGCCAGGCUUUUUUUGUCCUUAAUUAAUCUGUCAAAAUGGCAGGAACCUGCCACAAACGGUCACCUUGCAUUACACGCUUUCACAAAAUAUUCUUCAAUAAGCUGAAUACAAAAUACGCAAUGUAUUUGAAUCGCGCAAACGCACACGUAUAUUAUUUUACGCGUGCCGAUUUUACUCGCUCAUAUUUAUGGGAAUUCAAAUGUUUGAAAUGUAUGCGAUUCACGCAUACAUACACAUUACUACCACAUGCAAACACUGUCGAUAAUAUGAGCCGGGUAAAGCCGAUCUGUGAUAGCUUACAAUCUUUAUUAUAAGAAUAUUAUUUCGUUUCAUUUGUCCGUUGCAAUAUAAUGUUGUAAGUUAAAUUUGACCCACUUGUCGGUUUCCAAUUAAGCUGAAAUUUUGCAUAAAUGUGUAAAUCGCAUGACAGUGGAAUAUUAUGAUGAUGUAUGACGUAGAACUGAUCUGAUGAUAGAGGUGGAAGGUGGCCAUAGGAACUCAGUAAUAAAGCGAUGUACUUCCAUCGAGUUUGGACUCGUUUCAUUUGUCUUGAUGAGUAUUUUGUAUUCAGACAGUUUCCAAGGUCUCAUGAUGGAGCUGGAGGGUGGCCAUGGGAUCUCUGUAAUAAAGCAACGUAAUUCCGUCGAGUUUGGGCUCGUUUCAUUUGUCUUGAUGAGUACUUUGUCUUCAGACAGUUUCCAGGGUCUGACGAUGGAGCUGGAAGUCGGCUAUAGGAUCUUCGUAAUAAAACAAAGUAAUUCCAUCAAGUUUGGGCUCGUUUGAUUCGUCUUGAUGAGAACUUUUAUUCAUUGAACUUCAAAGAAAAUGGAAGAGCAUUAAGGACGCUUAUAAAAGAGACAAGGCGAAGAACAAUAACUGUUCCAGUGGAUCUGGAGCUAAACCUAGAAGACCCUACAUAUAUUCCAAUUUGCUAACUUUUUUAGACCCGCUUUACGAAAUAAGAUCUCCAAGUCAAAAUGAUGAUGCAGCACUGGGGAAUAACCAAGACUGUGAUUUUCAAAAACCACAUUCACCAAAGAAGUCUAAAAAGACUCCAAAACAUGAAGACCCACAAGACAAAUUGUAUGAAGCACUGACAGCAAAUCUCAAACAGUCUAAGGAAGCGAAUAAUACAAUUUUAUCUGAAAAUCCCGACAUACUGUUCUUAAUUUCGUUAGCUAAAGAUUUUUCUGCUAUCAAAGAGGAAUUUAAGUUAGAGGCCAAAGCUGAUAUGAUAAAUUUAAUUCGUAAAUAUAAAAAUAUGGGACACUCAUCGAGAAUAUUGAAUGAAAAUAGAUACCAAGGUGCAUUUCAAUAUGAACAUCAGUAUGGAUACCAGUCUGGAUAUCAGUCUGAAUCUGGAUAUCAGUCUGAAUUUCAACCACAAUAUCCAAGUAAUCAAUCAGCGCCAAGAAACGAAUCUGUCAGUUCACUUCAAAAUUUAGAUAGCAAUGAAUCGGUUACAAAUGACUCCGAUAUCAUAUCUGACAUGUAUGAUGAUAUUGAAUAAAUCUUUUUCUCUUAUUCAUAAUCUAAGUGCACUUAUAACAUUUUACGAUUGAUUUAAAAAUGUAACAGAACAAUAAAUAAAUAAAUAAAUA